Trypanosoma rangeli is the source of this 765-nucleotide messenger RNA. RefSeq lists its product as uncharacterized. The transcript has a single exon. The record is from RefSeq and is a predicted model, not a curated record. The coding region runs from base 1 to 765 and encodes 254 amino acids. NCBI's taxonomy places the organism in Eukaryota, Euglenozoa, Kinetoplastea, Trypanosomatida, Trypanosomatidae.
AUGAGCCGCGGCGCCCCGGAUGUGGAGCAGCAGCUGCGCGCGUGGCAACAGACGCAUGACAGAAAGACGGCAGUGAGUUAUAUGGAGUGGCGAAAUCUGGAGGCGAACCUGCUACUCCUUGUGCCUGCGGGGGGGGUGACACUCGCCACAUGCCUUGCAUUUACGCUGAUUCCCUUUAUUGGCCGCGGGCGAACGGCCAAACAGGGCCCCGGACUGGCCCGUCGGUACGCCGCCAACCUUCACAGUUCGCGUGCACUCCUGUUUGCGUCGAGGUUCAAUCCGCCACUAUUCUCGGCAUUUCUUACCGUAUGGCUCUUGCUUUGUCUGGCAACUCUCGUGUUUCAGCUUAUGCAGUUGGCCUCUGACGACCCAACGUGGGCGGAGCGGGUGUCGACCACACCCGAUGGCUUACUAAACUCCACGGUGUUCCUCUACGUUCUCCAAUACUGGGGUAUUUCCUCCUUGCUUAUUCACAUCCUCUUCACUUCGCGUCACUACAUGAUCGGGAGUGUGGCUUCGUUGCCGCCCUUUCUCGUGAGUUUUUACCAGGCGAUGCGGUUAACGGGAAACGAAGAGGAUGCUUGGGCCAUCCUUGCCGUCAAGGCGACGCUCGCGAUUUCCCUUUUGGUGACAGUGGCGUUCACAGCGCCGUGGCUGCAAAACGAAUACCACAUUGUCAUGCAGGGCAUCGAUGCGCAAACCUCGCGGGCAUUGGGGUUUCGAAGGAAAGUGGAGGAGAAUGCCGAACGGAAGAAACGUUCCUAA